AUGGUAGCCAAUCAGCUUCUCACUUCAGCUUGUGCAAUUCAGCUUUGAAACCUGGAAGCUGAUUGGUUUCUAUGCAGAGCUGCACCAGAUUUUGCACUCUCCAGUGUUAGUGAAUCAACCCCAGUGUGGACUUGUUGCCCUCCCUGGCAGUAUUCCCAAUGGUAGCUCAGGGUAAAGUUUCAGUACCACAAGCGGUAACCCCGAGCUACACUCGGGCUUACCAUGCGGCACUGCUCCGGGAUCUGUUCUUCACUUACCUUGUCCUGCACUCCCGCGAUGUCCCUCCUGCAGUGUCCCCUGUAAUGUCCUCCGGCGGAUGCCGGCAUCUGUCAUCUGGGUUCCGUCCCCUGCGAGCGUCAGGAUGUACGGGGACGGAACUGGUGGGAAAUUUGAAAAUGACAAAAAUUGACACACUAAAUACACUAAAAUCACAUAGUAUAACAUUCCUGUAUCAAACCAUUUCACAUACA
Messenger RNA from Staurois parvus, 470 nucleotides. Lineage: Eukaryota; Metazoa; Chordata; Amphibia; Anura; Ranidae. The record is from the annotation of a GenBank genome assembly.